AACCCGUUCAUCUUCCAGAGACGGGUUUCAGAGAAAGAGAGAAAUAUGAGCAGCUUCACGAUUCCAUCUCCUUCCUCCUUCUCUCUUUCCAAUUCCUAUUAUCAACCCUCUCGUAAUUCCUUCAUUCCCCGCAAUUCUCGUUCCAAUUUUGAGUUUCGCCGAUUAGCUGUCGAGGCUCGAAGAAGAAGCACUUCUUUACGGUGCAGCAAUGGCACCCACGGUUCAGAUUCAGGUGAAAAUGAGAACAGAAGUGUGUUAGAUGCUUUCUUUUUGGGGAAAGCAUUAGCUGAGGUUAUCAAUGAGAGAAUUGAGUCCACUGUUGGAGAAGUUUUGGGUACUAUUGGAAAGUUUCAAGCUGAGCAACAGAAGCAAGUUCAAGAGAUUCAGGAAGAGGUUCUUGAAAGAGCUAAGAAAGCUAAGGAAAGAGCGGCUCGAGAAACCAAGGAGGAACAAGGACUUGUUGCUUCCAAAUCAGCAGCCAUUACCCGAAAUCCGGCUGCUAGCGUUGUUACCUCUGUAACUCCUACACCAACCAAUGAGAGCAACACUAUAAUGGGUGGUGUAGUGGAAAGCUCGAGUUCUAGUGAUGAAGACUGCGUCUAAACGGUAGUUUCAUGGUUACGUUAAAGAUUUGGUAAUAGCAGCAGCAGAGAGACUUGUCUGAAACGGUUGAGAACAUAUUCGUUGAUACAUGUACUUGAAGAAACAAUGUAAACAAUGAAAGUUGAUAUAAAUCAAGGUUAAACCAGCAUUCCCUUAA
Molecule: messenger RNA, 760 nt
Organism: Arabidopsis lyrata subsp. lyrata
Lineage: Eukaryota; Viridiplantae; Streptophyta; Magnoliopsida; Brassicales; Brassicaceae
Exons: 3
Coding region: 46-603 (185 amino acids)
Biological process (GO): thylakoid membrane organization
Cellular component (GO): chloroplast thylakoid membrane
Source: RefSeq, a predicted model, not a curated record